This is a messenger RNA of Aedes aegypti (yellow fever mosquito), 2217 nucleotides long. Its product is annotated as bleomycin hydrolase. Gene Ontology annotation, molecular function: cysteine-type aminopeptidase activity. The transcript has 6 exons. The record is from RefSeq and is a predicted model, not a curated record. The coding region runs from base 392 to 1798 and encodes 468 amino acids. Gene Ontology annotation, cellular component: cytoplasm. Gene Ontology annotation, biological process: response to toxic substance; L-homocysteine catabolic process; proteolysis. NCBI's taxonomy places the organism in Eukaryota, Metazoa, Arthropoda, Insecta, Diptera, Culicidae.
CGUCGACCUUGCAAGCAUUUGCAGUAAAAUUAGGAUUUACCCAAUUCCUUCUGUGGUCGAAAGCAUCGUCUCCGGUUCAAAUGAUUCUAAAUCGUUCUGGUUGACAUUAGACUUCCAAAUUGCAAAUGUGACCACAUUCGCGAAAAACAACGUGCAACUUUCGUUGAUAAUUAUUAUUCAACUUUGAAAACCUUGGCGAGCAUCGCGCAGUCUUAUCAAUUCCCCAUGUACAUUCUUACACACACUUGAACUUGAAUGGUCGAUCGCUUUAUUUCUAGACGUCGAUCUCACCCGGACCGUCUCGCGCAUUUCCCUAUAAGCACUGUUUCGCUGCAGCAGCGGUGAUCGUUAAUUGUUUGCACCGCAUGGGUGGCAAUUUGUUUACGGUAUCAUGUACCUUUCGACGGUGAUGCGUCUCUGCUUCUGCGGUUGCAAUCGAGCGCCGCUAUCGGAGGAAUUUUUCCAAAAAUGUCGGACCGAUUUCUACGAGUGCCCGAAGAAUGUACUCGCCCAGAAUGUUUGCACCCGGAUAGAUCCAUUCGAAGCGUGCAUGUCGCGAAAGGCCUUGGAAAACACCCAACAUGUAUUCACAUAUAAGAUUGAGAACGAAGGCAAACCGCUGACGAAUCAGAAGAGUUCCGGCCGUUGCUGGCUGUUUGCUGCACUGAACUGCAUCCGCAUUCCCUUCAUCAAGCAGUACAAUUUGGACGAGUUCGAGUUCUCCCAGGCGUACCUGUUCUACUGGGACAAGAUCGAACGAGCCAACUACUUCCUGAACAAUGUCGUCGACACUGCUCGGCGUGGGGAGAAAGUGGACGGCCGGUUGGUGGCUUUCCUGCUGUCGGAUCCGACCUGCGACGGCGGCCAGUGGGACAUGCUGGUCAAUCUUAUCAACAAGCAUGGGUUGAUGCCGAAGAAAUGCUUCCCGGAGAGCUACAGCUGCGAGGCGAGCACGCGAAUGAAUUCCGUUAUCAAGAGUAAGCUGCGGGAAUAUGCCAAGGAGUUGCGUACCCUGAUCGCCGCCGGAGCCGACGAGAAAGAAGUGCAGAGCAAGAUCCAGGAGCAAAUGAACGAAGUGUACAACGUGGUCGGCAUCUGCCUCGGCAUUCCUCCGGAGAAGUUUACCUGGGAGUAUUACGACAAAAGCAAGAAGUAUCUAAGCAUCGGGCCAAUCAAACCGACCGAUUUCUACGAGAAGUAUGUGAAACCGUACUUCAAUGUGGACGACAAGGUGUGUCUGGUGACGGAUCCUCGCUCGUCGAAUCCUUACGGCCGAUCGUACACGGUAGACUGCCUGGGGAACGUGGUCGGUGGACGGCCGGUUCUGUACAACAAUCAACCGGUGGAAACGUUGCUGGAUUUGGUGACGAAAGCAUUGAAACUCGGAGAACCGGUUUGGUUCGGGUGCGAAGUUAGCAAACGCUUUGCUGGAAAACAGGGUAUUGAAGAUCUGGAUAUACAUGAUUUCAAGCUUGUAUUUGGCGUGGAUAUCCAAACCACUAUGGAUAAGGCUGAUCGUUUAAUGUAUGGCGAAUCAAUGAUGACCCACGCUAUGGUAUUUACUGGAGUGUCAGUUGACCCCAAUACGCAAAGCCCGACCAAGUUCCGCGUAGAAAACUCCUGGGGAGAGGACCGUGGCGAAAAGGGUUACCUUAUCAUGACGGCCGAAUGGUUCAAGGAAUUCGUCUUUGAAGUAGUGGUUGAUCGCAGCAUAGUGCCACAGGAUGUUCUGGACGUGUUCGAUCUGACGCCAACUGUUCUGCCCGCUUGGGAUCCGAUGGGAACAUUGGCCAAGUAAAAAAAAAUACAAGCCUUGCAUGCAUCACACACACAUACGCUUUAGCGCUUAUUUAAAUCUUCUUCAAUUGCAUGAAAGAAAAAUAAGAUCUGAGAUAUUCGAAAGCAUACACAAACACAGAACUGCUAUGAGCAGGAAGACUUCAAGCUUCUGAAUGAAAAGCAGCUUUAGGAAACAGAAACAAAUAUAGUGAACGAAUCUCGUAGCUUUUCGCAUGUUGCUAACUACAAACACGCGUGAGAGCUUGAAGGAAGCCAUUCUUGUAUUUGACAAGAAGUAAUUUAAUCUAGCUAAUAUGUACUGUAUUUAAAUGAAUAAAAUAUUAAUCGCUAUGUAACAGAUAUAAAGAACAGAUAGGAAUACGGAAGACAUAACUUUUUUAAAAAGGAAAAAUACACUAUACGAGACGAAUAUUGUAA